This is a messenger RNA of Pneumocystis carinii B80, 2109 nucleotides long. RefSeq lists its product as hypothetical. Bases 55 to 2070 code for a protein of 671 amino acids. Lineage: Eukaryota; Fungi; Ascomycota; Pneumocystomycetes; Pneumocystales; Pneumocystaceae. The record is from RefSeq and is a predicted model, not a curated record. Gene Ontology annotation, molecular function: clathrin binding. Gene Ontology annotation, biological process: clathrin coat disassembly; clathrin-dependent endocytosis. The transcript has 2 exons. Gene Ontology annotation, cellular component: cytoplasm; vesicle; intracellular membrane-bounded organelle.
AAAUAUCUAUUAUAAUAUUUUAUUAAACCUGUUAAAAGUGGGUUUUAUUAUAAAAUGACGAGUAACGAAUAUAAGAAAAAGAUAGAGUUAAAAAUGCAAGAAAGAGAAAAUAUAAGAAAAAAACAGGAGAAAAGAGGGCAAUAUAAAGGAAAAGAUGUCGAUGAAAGUAAUUAUUUAUCAUUUUCAGAUUUAGAUUAUUUUUAUGAAGAAGCAUCUAAAUCCGUCUCCGGGCAGUCAUUAAAUAUAGAAAGAAAAAAAUCUAAAAUGAAAUAUGAGGAAUUAGAGAGUAAUAAAGAGUCAUUAUUAGAAUUUAAUAAUGAAUCAUAUGAGGGAUUGAAUAAUAAUACAUCAAAUAAUAAACCAUUUUUUGAUAAUUUAUUUUCAAUAUCAGAAAAUUGUAUAAAAGAGGAUAAAGUAGAUGAUAUUUUUGAAAUAUUUAAUACACCAGUUCAAGAUUUUGUUGAAAAUGAUAAUUCAGAUGAAGUGAGUAAUUUGAAUUAUCAGAAAAAGGAAUUAUUUUCAGAUUGUGAAAGUAAUGAACAUGAUAUUUCAAAUGAUGAAAUUAUAUCUCAACUUAUUGAAAUGGGAUUUGAUUAUGAUAAAGUGAUUAGAGCAAUAGAUAUAACACAUGUCAAGACAUAUAUAGAUUCUAUUAUUUCAGUACUUAUGUCAUUAGAUCUUUUGGAUAAUGAAAAAAGAGAUAAUUCAUCAAAAACAGAUAUAAUUGACAAGGGAAAAGGUAUAUUCUCUUUAGAUAAUAAGCACUUUCUUUCAAAAAUUUCUGAUAAAGCCAAUAAUAUUUUCAACCGUGGAAAAAAUUAUCUUGAAGCAUCAAGAAACCAUAAUAUGCAAUCAAAUGAUUACUGUCAAGUACCAAACCAUACCUUUUCGAAAUAUCAACCAUUAUUAUCUAAUCAAAAAUCAUUUGAAGAAAUAAAAAAUUGUGAUAAAACUGUUACUAGUAAGACAUCGACAUUGACUAUUGAAAAAAAUAACGACCUUAUGGAUUUCUUAUCGGAUGAACCUAACUACCAACAACCAUCAUCAUCUAGUGAGUUAUCUAGAUUAUUUUCAAAUGAAAUUGAAACGCGAGACUACAAAGAAAAGAAUCAAAACCUUACACAUUGUUAUAUAAAUUCUGAAGGGAUUUUACUCCUUGAUCAUGUUUCUCAGGAUCUAUUUACUGAGCAUUUAGAUCUAUCUAAUUUGCCACAUUUGAUUAACCAACUAGACGUUAAUAUAAAACAUGCAUCUAAUGCUUUUAAUAACGGUAAUUAUUCAGAAGCAUUAGGACGAUAUUCUGAAUCUAUUGAAUAUUUACCAUUAAAUCAUGUUUUAAAAAUAUUAUUAUUAUUCAAUCGUUCACUUUGUUAUUUACAUAUGGAAAAACUGGAAUUAAGUCUUUUAGAUUGUGAUGAGUUAUUAAAAUUAAUUGAAAAUAAAAGAGGUCUUGGAAAAAAUAUUUUUUCUGAAAAAGUCAUAGAUGAUAUCCGGGAAAAGAUAAUUAUAAGACGAUCUAAAUGUUUACAACGACUUAAAAAACUUGGAAAGGCUAAAAAUUGGCAAAAAGAAACUAUUGAUUCAAGUAUAGAUGAUUUAAUGGCAUUAAAUUCUAAAAAUGAUUGCGAAAAAAUUCAUAAAUCUGAUAUUCUUUUAGACAUAGAUUUUUCAGAAAACUCAAAAAAUGAAAAUUCUAUUUCUAAAUCUGAAAAAGAACCUCUUGAAAAACCUUAUGAUGUUUUAGAAAUUCAAAAUGAAGAUAAAUCAUUAUUAUAUGAUAAAGUCGAUUCAUCUGUAAAUAAUUGGGCUGAUGGGAAAAGAGAUAAUAUAAGAGCUCUAUUAUCUAGUCUUAACAAUAUAUUAUGGGAUGAUCUAGCUUGGCAAAAUAUAAAUAUGGCAAAUUUACUUACUACUUCUCAAGUAAAAAAAGCAUACCUUAAAACUAUUUCAAAAAUUCAUCCUGAUAAGUUACCAAUAACUACAUUUUUAGAACACAGAAUGAUUGCUUCUUCCGUUUUUAAUAUCCUUAACAAUGCAUGGAAUAUAUUCAAAAUAAAAAAUAAUAUUUAAAUACUGAUUUCUGAAUAAAAUACAUAAGAUUAUCUUCAU